Molecule: messenger RNA, 228 nt
Organism: Blumeria graminis f. sp. triticale
Lineage: Eukaryota; Fungi; Ascomycota; Leotiomycetes; Helotiales; Erysiphaceae
Source: the annotation of a GenBank genome assembly
AUGGUUCAGAUGUACACGAUUGCUGGCAGGCAAAUUGGAUCGCAUGUUCUAGCAAUGUGUACCCUCAGCACAAUAUUUGGUGUGACUUAUUUAAGCACCAGAGGAUCCAAGCCAAAAGUUACCCAGAGUCCACCUAUCAACGCAAGCAGUUCAGAUGAGGAAGCCUUUAUAAAGAACUUUCUAAAGAAUACCAGCGCGGAAGAAAAAGGCGAGAAAAAGGCUGCUUAG